GGUACGUACAUUGCGAUGCAGUCUGUUGUGAUUAAAUAGGAAAAAAUUGCUCCUUCUGACCAAAAUGGACAUUUCCAUAAAGCCGGUUUUUUCGUUUUCGCUCAACUAUAAGGUGUUCGAAAAGUUGGUGACUUGCGGCAAGUACGAUGGCAUACAUUCGUGUCUGACCGUGGUGACAAAUGCCGAUAAGAUACUGAUCCACACACCACACAAACGGUACGGCUUACAAAACUCGAAGCUUUCCAUAUCGGAAAUCAAGAAUGACAUCGCCAUGCUGAACAUGAACUUCCCUAUCCGGGCCAUCAUCGCCGGAAAGCUGAAAAGGGACGACGAUCGGGAUAUUUUGGUGAUUGGAAGCUCUUCUCAUCUUCUUGCCUAUCACGUUGACGAAAAUUACAAUCUGUUCCAGCGUGAUUUUCCUGAAGGUGUUCGAUCACUCCUGAUCGGAUCGCUCGGUGGGUAUGCAGGAAACACGCUGAUCGUAGGAGGAAAUGCGAUUAUCAAAGGAUUCAACAGCGAGGGCACUGAAAUCCUGUGGUUGAUUACCGCUGGAGCUGUGAAUGCAUUAUUGCUAAUGGACAUUGACAAGGAUGGGCAAAAUGAGCUGAUCGUGGGCACCGACGAUGGCUGCAUCAAAAUGUACAAAAGGGAAGCUCUCCUGCACGAGUUCACCGAGGGCAACGAGAUUCAAAACCUGAUGGCAAUCAGCCCCUGCCAGUUUUUGUACAGCGUCAAAAAUGGAACCAUCGGCGUGUUUGACGAGAGCGUUCGAAUGUGGCGAAUAAAGUCGAAGACCAGGGUCACGGCAAUGGCUAUGUACGACAUAUUAGGCUGCGAGAGCAAGCAAAUCAUCGUCGGCUGGAAGAGCGGCAAGAUCGACGUUCGCGAUGCCCAGAACGGGGACGUGCUGUUCAAAAUGAAGCUGAACGAUUUUGUGUGUGGGAUCACGUGUAACGAUUACCGCGGGAUUGGGGUCCUGGAUCUGGUGGUCAUUACGGCUGAUGGCGAGAUUCGAGGAUACACUACUCCAAGCGUGAACCUACUGAACCUCCACAAUGUCGCAGAUGAAGAGAUGAACAGUUUACUAUCGCAAAAGCAGAAGCUCCUUCUAGAGCUCAAACAUUACGAAAACAACAUCAAAUUCAACAAAGAAAUUCUAGGAAAUAAUGACUCCCAACUGGUUCAGAGCGUACCCGACAACGUGGGCGUGAUUCCGUCAAACACGCGACUACAAAUCGGCAUAUCAACCAGUUAUGACAGCAACGAUAUGAACAUCGACAUAACCGUAUCGACGAACAAUGCAACAACUAUACGGGCGGUGCUAAUCUUCGCCGAUCAGCUGUUCAAGGAGGAAACUCUGAUAGCUCAUCUGACGAAGGAUGUAUCCAGGAUUUUGAUUCCGCUGAAAACGCUGAAAGACAAUGCACAGGACAUUCACAUAAAAGCAUUCGUGGGGUAUCCCACCAGCGUGCAGUUCCACGUGUUUGAGCUAACCCGGCAGUUACCGAAGUUUGCCAUGUACACCAUCCCGCAUAGUUUGACCGGGUCACCAAAAAGUAUUGCUUACAUCAACGGCCUCGCGGUGAAAUCUACUCCCGGCGACAGUUAUGUUGAAUUUCGAAUCACGGAACGGUUGAAGCGAAUUUGCAUAUGGAUCAAUCAGAACUUCCUGCUUCCCUCGGACAUCGAGUACAUGACAUCAUCGGACUCAGACGCAACGGAGCUGAAGCUGAACCUAAUCAGCCUGCGUACCGGCAAAAACGUGUGCCUACACUUUAACAAUGACGGCAAAACCCGUUUUUACACCGAAGACAUUGGACUGGCCGGUGACCUCAUGCAGUCUUUGGUGCAGUUUCUCAAUAUCGAGAAUAUGAACUCUGUCGCUUGCUUUCCGGUGCUGUACGAAGAAAUCAAGGAACUGUUCAACAAGCUACAGGGCCUCCAAGAGACAGAAAAGCAGAUCAACUCGGAGAUCAUAGAUAAUGUGAAUCAGAUUAAAAGCCAUCUCAUUAGGGCGGAGGAUGCCCGCUACUACAAUGGGGAUGACGUUAUCAAAUACCACAACGAGAUGAUGAACACGAACGAAGACCUCGUAAAAAACUACAAGAUCCGAUUGGUCAACACGAAUGAAGUCCAGUUGGCACUGAAACGCAUCCACAGCAUACUGUACAGCGCAUCCAAGCUGAGAGUUGGAACGUUCGCCGCUUCAGUCAUCAGCAAGUUCAAAGAUGCCUUAAAAACGAACAACAUCGAGGCCGUGGUGAAAAUCAUUGAGCUGGGCGAGAUGUAGGUGCCCGUGUCGGACGGAGCUGAGUUUGGCAAACGUUUGCGUCUCGAUUCUCACACAGGUAUACGUUUGCGGAGGUGGCCAAACCGGUGCUGUGUUCCAUCCGGCCGGCCCAUGACGAGCCGAAUGAGUAAACAACCAUCGAGUGCGGUGUUGCGACAUGGUACUUUGAAUCUUUUAGAAUCGCGCUUGGGAUCGCGUGCUUUUAACCUGUGAAUAAUGUGCUUUAGCGAUUGCGAUAUGGAAGAUAAAUAUUUAUUAUUAAUUAGAGGCCUUGAUAAGAGAAACGCGGAUAGAAAAUGUAGCUCUGCCAACACUGCAGCUAAUCUUCUUCAUCAAAGAACAACACAUGAAAAGGAAGAAAUGAUUUAUCCUGGUAAAAUUUUACAUGUCGCUAUUUAAUGUGUUCACAUCACAUGACAAUCGAAUCCAACAAAUAAAACGAUUGCAUUUCAUAAUCUAUCAUUAAUUUGCAAAACAAAUUAAAAUGCAUUUUAAAUUGGUUCAUUCAUAAAUGGUGUUAAAUCGAAUUUAGCCGUUUUCAGUAUUUGAACCGAUGUUUUGGCUGCUUGACAGGUCUCUUGCUCGAUUGGCUGCUGUUUUUUGACGGAUCGAUUGGCGGCACAUGUCAA
This is a messenger RNA of Armigeres subalbatus, 2919 nucleotides long. Its product is annotated as Bardet-Biedl syndrome 2 protein homolog. Gene Ontology annotation, biological process: non-motile cilium assembly. Bases 65 to 2290 code for a protein of 741 amino acids. The transcript is spliced from 11 exons. Gene Ontology annotation, molecular function: protein binding. Gene Ontology annotation, cellular component: neuron projection; BBSome; ciliary basal body. Lineage: Eukaryota; Metazoa; Arthropoda; Insecta; Diptera; Culicidae. The record is from RefSeq and is a predicted model, not a curated record.